Messenger RNA from Oncorhynchus mykiss (rainbow trout), 2744 nucleotides. It is a transcript of the gene vrk1, whose product is annotated as VRK serine/threonine kinase 1. The record is from RefSeq and is a predicted model, not a curated record. Gene Ontology annotation, molecular function: ATP binding; protein kinase activity. NCBI's taxonomy places the organism in Eukaryota, Metazoa, Chordata, Actinopteri, Salmoniformes, Salmonidae. Gene Ontology annotation, biological process: protein phosphorylation.
UGCGGGAAUUUUUGAGAAGCAUCGAGGAUAGCUUGGAAAUAACACCAAAGUCAACGAGGUUUGCGUUAAAGGUUUAUGUUAUAAACCUGUAAAAUCCAAUGCCUUUGUUUAGAUAUAUUGAUAUACCGUGUUUAAGAACACGAUUAUCAUGGAAACGCUGGGUUUUGCGAUCUAAUCAUCCAAAGAUGCCCCCUAAAGCAAAGGCAGCAGGGAAGGGCAGAGGACCAGAAAAGAGAAAGCUUGCUGAGGAGUUCCCCCCUGGAGAAGUACUUACAGAUACUGGCAAGAAGUCCUGGAAACUGGGGGCCCCCAUUGGACAGGGCGGCUUCGGACUGCUCUAUCUGGCCGAUAAGAAUUCAUCUAAAACGGUUGGUGCUGGUGCCCCAUAUGUCAUCAAAGUGGAGCCCAGUGACAACGGACCACUGUUCUCAGAGCUCAAGUUCUACAUGCGAGCUGCCAAGCCGGAUCAAAUUCAGAGUUGGAUGAAGUCUCACAAGACAAAGUAUUUGGGAGUGCCAAAGUACUGGGGGUCUGGACUGCAUGAGAAAGGAGGGAACAGGUACAGGUUCAUGGUGAUGGACCGGUUUGGGACGGACCUGCAGAAGAAGUUUGAGGAGAGUGGGAGGAGGUUCCCCCGAAAACUGGUCCUGCAGCUCGGACUGAGACUCCUUGACAUUCUGGAGUACAUCCAUGAGCAUGAGUAUGUCCAUGCUGACAUCAAAGCAUCCAACCUCCUCCUCAGCCACAACAACCCCAAUCAGGUUUAUUUAGUAGAUUAUGGGCUGGCCUAUAGGUACUCUCCUGAAGGCAUACUGAAGGAGUACAAGGAGGACCCUAAGAGGUGCCACGACGGGACCAUCGAGUUCACCAGCAUCGACGCACACAAAGGAGUCUCACCUUGUAGAAGGAGUGAUCUGGAGAUCCUGGGGUACUGUAUGGUCCAGUGGCUCUGUAGUAAAUUGCCCUGGGAAGACAAGCUGCAAGACUCCCUCUACGUCAGAGACUCAAAACUACGAUGCAGAGAGAACGUCUCAGACUUCAUGUCUCAAUGUUUCUCCCCACAAGACAAGCCAGACGAACUUCAGAAGUUUGUGGAGGAGGUGAAGACUCUAAGCUACACAGACAAGCCGGCCUAUCAGAAGCUCCGGUCCAUUCUGGAGGCGGGGCUUAAGUCGAUCGGCGCCAAAGAUGACGACAAGCUGGAGUUCUCCUCAUCGGUCAACGGAGGCGGGCCAUUGUCCUCUGUCGAGACUCCCAAAAGAAAGAGAGCGGUAGAUUAUGAAGGGGAGGCUAAUGACGAGACCGACGGCACUCCCGCCAAGAAAAGAAAAGCUGAAAAGAAAGAGGUGAAUGGAGUGAAAAGGGUAGUCAUCCCCAAGAAGAAAGCGACCCUUAAAAAGACUGCUGCUAGCCCGAAGAAGAAGGCUGCUAGCCCCGAGAAGAUACUGGUGGAGAUGGCUACUCAGACCACUCCUGGCCUGAAGAGAGGCAGAGGUAGACCCAAGAAAAAGGCAGACCCAUUAGAAUCAGAAUGAGUUGUACUUCUCAUUCUGUGUUCCAGCCACCCUUUAAUUUGAACUACUUUGCAGAUAUGAAACAAACAAUCAUAAUAUCAGUCAAAAAAAAAAUGUCAUUCCCAGUUUACGCUACAAAAUCAACUUUGUAACGGUUUUAAAUAUAGCUUCUAUUUGACUUAACAGUCCAUGAUGUAGACUAAGGCAUUGUUGGCAGAAUAGAUGGAUGCAGUUCAAUGCAUGAUUAAUAUAAUUCACCAAUACAUUUCUUGGUAGUCCCAUAAAUAUUGCUAUCAGGUUGUAAAUCACAGCUGGCCUGGUACAUUGUUUGCUGCCUGCAUUCAGGAUGCACCGUUUUAGUUUCAAUGACUCAAUAUUUUGGACCAAAACGGAUGAAAUGUAACUAAGGAUAGGACUAUCAAUACAAUCGAACUAGCAAGAGCGAUGAUCACAAGUCAGUCAUAACGUGGCUAAUAGGCUAGCGUAUCUUCUCAUGUGUCAAGCUAAAAACGCGGAGCCUAACGCUAGGAGGAUGUCAUGUCAUGCCCUUGGAGGAGUGGUUGAGUGACUGACUUAUUCCUCUCAUAUUGUUUUUCGGUGGCUAUACACAGCUAGAGAUGCAGGUGUCAUUUGGUUAGCUAGCAAGAACUUGAACGACUGUUAUUCAGUUAGCAUAUCUCUUGCGUUUGCAAAUUCACUCUGGCUAUCUACUCCAAUUUCAGUGCACUCUUGUCUGAGUGUGCCAGAGCCCAGAAUAACGGAUGAAUUUGCACUUGCGGAAUAUGACCAGUGUCAGUAAACAUAUGCAAAGAAGGUAAUAGUUAAUCACAAACACUUUAGUUAACAUGUGAACAGCCUAACCAGCUCUGCUACGCUGAGUGAAAUGGUCAGUGAGGUGUUCUCUCAUUUGUGUCUGGAAGUAGCUAGCUAGCAAGCUAGCCAACUUCAGCCAGUUAGCUUGGGUGCUUUGUUGGGACAAGCAUGUAUUGGCAGGCAAGCUGUAGAAUGACAAGUAGGCUACAAUUCCCCAUUGUUUUAUCAGUGCAAUUUUGACAGCCAACUAGCUGAACAAGUUUGAGAGGGUUUACAGUUGUCGGAAGUUUACAUACACCUUAGCCAAAUGCAUUUAAACUCAGUUUUUCACAAUUCCUGACAUUUAAUCCUAGUAAAAAUUCCCUGUCUUUGGUCAGUUAGGAUCACCACUUUAUUUUAAGAAUGUGAAAUGUCAGA